Molecule: messenger RNA, 639 nt
Organism: Didymodactylos carnosus
Lineage: Eukaryota; Metazoa; Rotifera; Eurotatoria; Philodinida; Philodinidae
Source: the annotation of a GenBank genome assembly
AUGAAGUGGAUUCGUGCAGAGAGUAACUAUGUUAGUUAUUACAUUAAAAAUUUUACAACUCGAUCACAACACCAGAAAACAAGAGUUAAGUUUGAAGAUCACCUCAAUAAUCGUCAAAUAUAUUAUAUUAAAACGUUGCAAGAUGUAAUGAUACCACAAGCAACAAAAACUGUAGCUCAAGUGACGGCGGUUAUGUUUACACCAUCAUCAAGAGUGAUGAACAAACAACGUGUUGCGGCCCCACAUGCAUUAUUGAUGAUCAACCACAAUAUAACAGCAAUAUCAUUAUUAAAUACCACCAAACCAGCUAAAACAAUAGUUAAAGGCAGGAAUCUAAGGACAAUCGAACAGCAAGAAGAUCACAGGUGUUGUUAUGGUAAUCCAUACAAACAAAUCAAGCAACAACGAACACCAAGUCAUCAUUAUCAACCAGUGCACAAUUGUGUUUCGUCAGUAACUUGCAGCGAUGUUGAGCAAAAAUCGACAUCAUCAGUCAACUCCAUCAUUGCUCAACUAGUUUCUCAUUUACCAACACAACAAAGACAACAACUGCAGCCUGUCUUACUCAAACAUUCGGCCGUGUUUGAUACGUCGAAAAUAACAACAACGCCGAACAUCGUAAUGAAAUUGAUUGGGUGA